Molecule: messenger RNA, 3625 nt
Organism: Sander lucioperca (pikeperch)
Lineage: Eukaryota; Metazoa; Chordata; Actinopteri; Perciformes; Percidae
Gene: ical1
Product: islet cell autoantigen 1-like
Exons: 16
Coding region: 155-1897 (580 amino acids)
Biological process (GO): regulation of transport
Cellular component (GO): Golgi apparatus
Molecular function (GO): protein domain specific binding
Source: RefSeq, a predicted model, not a curated record
AAACAGCGCUGAAGGUAUUUUGCAUAUCCUGUUUCUCUGACUCACGUUAUGUCGGCAGUUAUUGGCAGAGGAGGCUAGUCGAGCCGCGCUGCAUAGAUGCUCCGAGUGCUGCACAAAACUAAAAGCAAGAAGAGAUAAAGGCUGAUAUCCAGUGAUGGACGGGUUUGCAGGGGACAUGCUGAGCGGUGGCAGGGCUCUGCUCACUGAGGACAGCUCGGUCAUGGCUCGCAUGCAGAAGAAGUUCUGGAAGACCAAGCAGGUCCUCAUCAAAGCCACGGGCAAGAAGGAGGAUGAGUACGUCGUGGCCUCAGACGCUGACCUGGAUGCCAAGCUUGAGUUUUUCCGCUCUGUUCAGUACACGUGCACAGAGCUGCUGAAGGUCAUCGAGAAGUACCAGCACAGGAUCACACGCUUGUCUCAGGAGGAGAACGAGCUUGGCCUGUUCCUGCGCUUCCAGGCAGAACACGAUCGCACAACAGCUGGCAACAUGAUGGACGCCACCAGCAAGGCCCUGUGCACCUCCGCCAAGCAGAGGAUGGCACUUUGCCCGCCACUGCGCCGUUUGCACCAGGAAGUGGAGACGUUCAGGCGGCGAGCCAUCGCUGACACGCUACUGACAGUCAGUCGUAUGGAGAAGGCCCGCACCGAGUACAGAGGAGCUCUGCUCUGGAUGAAAGAUGUCUCCCAGGAACUGGACCCAGACACCUACAAACAGCUGGAAAAGUUCCGCAAGGUCCAAACCCAGGUCAGAGGGACAAAGAGCCAGUUUGAGAAGCUGAAGAACGAUGUGUGUCAGAAGGUUGACAUGCUGGGAGCAAGCCGCUGCAACAUGCUUUCCCACUCCCUCUGUACCUACCAGACCACUCUGCUCCACUUCUGGGAGAAGACGGCCCACACCAUGUCAGGAAUCCAUGAGGCCUUUCAGGGACAUGUACCAUACCAAUUCACCACACUCAAGGACCUGCGUGAUCCACUGGAGGAAAUAACAGAUGCACAAAAACGAGAGGAUAAGAAGCAGAAGGCUCUACAGAGCAACACAGACAGUCUGGUGUCCUUGGAUGACGACAAGCCAUCAGGAAGUGCCUCUGGUGCAGACCCCACUCACAGCAGUGAUGGACAGAGCCAAACCAGUGACAGUGUGCACCAAAACACCACCACACCUAUCUCAGCCCUGCACAACCUCCGAGGACUGUCAGCGGACUCUCAUGACGACCUGAUGCUCAUGGCCUGUAGUCUGCCACAGUCCCAGCUCCCAGCUCCAGAAAAUGUCCCUCUCCAGCCCCAGCUCCUGCCUCCUGCUCAGGGCGGAGACCCGAAUGAGCUCUGGGGCUUCGGAAGCCUCCAGUUACAGCUGCCUGCCACCGGUGGGGCUCUGCUCUCUGGUCCACCCCACCCUGCUGGGACAGGGCUGAGACCGGAAGAGGAAGAUGGCGAACGGGGCGACAUGGCUUUUCUAAAAGACCUCCUCAGCCCGGACGGGGGGGCCAGCGACGAGUUCAGCAGAGAGUGGCAGGAUGCUUUUGGGCUGUUUGAGCCUCCCAGCAAUCCUCUACCGAGCACGGGAGCAGCAAGUAGUGGACCAUCAGCAAGCAGUGGCCCAGCAGCAGCAUGUCUGCCCUCAAACCCCCCCAGCCCCACAGGCUUCCUGCCCUCCCAUCUGCUGGAUCACAGUCUGAGCUCUACAGGCUGGGCAACCCCACCUAUGUUCCAAGCUCCGCCCCUGCAGCCUCCUCCUGGUCAGAACCAAUCAGCUCAGCCGGCUCCAAGUUCAGCACCAAAUGCGACUCCAGGUGGAUCCAAAGACAUGUCUGCCUGGUUCAACCUGUUUGCAGACCUUGACCCCCUCUCCAACCCCGACGCCAUAGGACGCUCCCCGGAUGAGCUGCUCAACGCCUAAAGCUGUGUGCGCGUGUGUGUGUGUCUGUGUUCUCUCUCACAAGUUCUGGAUGUCAGCAAGUUUUCAUCUCAGUGAAAAAACACACGCACACGUUGAUGCACACACAAAUGCGCCUGCAUUUCUGUAACCAGAAGAGAUGGGUGCAUAUCCACACAUGCUAAUACAUAUUUGUGUUACACUGGCAGGUGUUAUUUUACACUGGAAAAGAAAAAAAAAAACCAGUUGGUUGAGACGAUUGUUAAAACGCUCUCUGCGGCUUUGUAAAUGACUGUUAACACUACACGUGGAGCUACUCACUCAUAUACACACAGCAGACCUUGUGUGGUUUGUGUUACCUUUCAGUCAUUGUAGCUUCUGUCAAGCGGAGAGAAUGUUUAGGUUACAGGUCUAUUUUGGACUGGCAUUUUUCUGUGUUAGUCUGUGUUUGUGUUUGUUUGGGCGUGUGUCCGUUUGCUGUGUGUACACACCACAGGGGACCCAGGAUGUACAACAAAUCUCUAUUUACUGCUUAAUGUGAGGGCCGAUGCUGCCAUUACACUGUAACAGCCUGGACUAGAGUCAGUUUGUUUGUGGGUUUUGUGACACCAACAGCCUCUUUAUGUUUAUCCGUUCACCUUCAUCCCAGAUUCUACUGGCUCUGAAUGUAGUGUGGGUAAAAAUAGGACACGUUUGAAAUUAUUUUCAGUCCCAUCUGUCGUUAAGAUUCCACAAUCACAAGUCCAAGGCCAAGAAAAAUGCAUUAAGGAUAAAACAUUAGUUUUUUUGUCAUUUUCUUUUGAAGAAAGUUUUAAAGUAGGACACAGAAUUAGAUUAUUUUGGGGUGGGUGGGCUAUUUAAGUCCUAUAAAAUCUGCAAAUAACGGCGCCUAAGAUGCAUUAAAAUGUAUUUAUUUUCAGAUGAUAUCACUGUAUGCAAAAUCAGAUGCUUUUGUUGUGCAGUACACUGAUAAACUUAACACUAAAAUAUCACUGAAAAAUCUAUCUAUUUUUAACUUUGUGUGUUGUGUGUUUUGAGAAUUCAGAUGAAUUUUCGAUAUUAUGCUUAUUAUAACAAUGCAUUGAUAUAUUAUAACAAUAUAUUAUUGUUUUAUGGGAAAAGAUUCAACACUGGAGAACUGUUACCAUGUCAUAAAAUAGAUUUCUAAAUGACCUUAUGUGGAUUUAAUUCCCACUGAUAUCUGUGUUUGAGGUGGAAAAAAAUUACCAAGAAUGACAUUUUUUAAUGUUUACGAAUUGGUUUAGUGAAAAGUUGCAAAAUGAAGAUGUAGUCUUGUUUUCUAAAAUGUAUUUUAAGGAAAAUAUACCUCGGUUGUUGAGAUGUGCGUAUCAAGUCCACAUGCACCAACUGAAACCAAAUCCUCAGUUACAACAUUUGUGUGCCUGUAGAAAUCUCGCUCAGUGGAGCUAAGGUGAUCGGAGUGUAUCAUGGGGAAAAAAAGCAACUCUGAAAAACUUUUUAUACAAGCUGCAUAUUAUUAUCUCAGCUUUUGUUUUGCUACUGAUGCUCCUAUCCACGUGCAGUGGUCACAAGGGAAACUGCUGUAUUAGUUUCUGUCACGUCAUGUCACUGUUUACUCUUGAUUUACACACCUUAAACAAAGAAUGUACUUCUCAAGUCAGUCACAAAUGCUUUUAUUUAAUUCAACUAUGCCUUUUUAUUUCACUCGAGGGGUUUAACAGAUGACAACUUGGCAGUUCUGUUUCCAAUAAACUGGACAAGCAAACAGAA